Miniopterus natalensis is the source of this 2141-nucleotide messenger RNA. The record is from RefSeq and is a predicted model, not a curated record. NCBI's taxonomy places the organism in Eukaryota, Metazoa, Chordata, Mammalia, Chiroptera, Miniopteridae.
UAUAUCACAAGGCUACAGGUGCCUUAUUUCCACCGGGCGCCGGUGCUGGGAGCGCCUGCCUUCUCUUGCCUUGAAAGCCUCCUCUUUGGACCUAGUCAGCGCUAUCCUCACGGUGAUGUUGGACUCGGUGACACACAGCACCUUCCUGCCCAACACGUCCUUCUGCGACCCCCUGAUGUCGUGGACUGAUCUGUUCAACAGUGAAGAGUAUUAUCCUGCCUUCGAACAUCAGACAGCCUGCGACUCCUACUGGACGUCCGUCCACCCCGAGUACUGGACUAAGCGCCACGUGUGGGAAUGGCUGCAGUUCUGCUGCGACCAGUACAAGCUGGACGCCAACUGCAUCUCCUUCUGCCACUUCAACGUCAGCGGCCUGCAGCUGUGCAGCAUGACGCAGGAGGAGUUCGUGGAGGCGGCCGGGCUCUGCGGGGAGUACCUGUACUUCAUCCUGCAGAACAUCCGCUCACAAGGUCACUCCUUCUUUAACGAUGCUGACGAGACCAAGGCCACCAUCAAAGACUAUACUGACUCCAGUUGCUUGAAAACGAGUGGUAUCAAAAGUCAAGACUGUCACAGCCAUAGUCGAACAAGCCUCCAAAGUUCUCAUCUGUGGGAAUUCGUGCGUGACCUGCUUCUGUCUCCUGAAGAAAACUGCGGUAUUCUGGAAUGGGAAGAUAGAGAACAGGGUAUUUUUCGGGUGGUUAAAUCAGAAGCCCUGGCAAAGAUGUGGGGACAAAGGAAGAAAAAUGACAGAAUGACAUAUGAAAAGUUGAGCAGAGCUCUGAGGUACUACUAUAAAACAGGAAUUCUGGAGCGAGUCGACCGAAGGUUAGUGUACAAAUUUGGAAAAAAUGCACACGGGUGGCAGGAAGACAAGCUAUGAUCUGCUCCAUCAUCUGGCUCCUGUUAUGGAUUUCUUAAAACAAUCAGAUUGCAAUAGACAUUUGAAAGUCUUGGUUUUUGUUUGUUUUUUUAAACCUGCAAAUGUGCUGAUAAAAUUUCUCCACAUCUCAGCUUACAUUUGGAUUCAGAGUUGGUGUUGUCUACCUGGGGGUGAUGGCAGCAACCCUUAAGAAAUUCUGUGUUUUUUUUCCCCCGAGGGGAGGAGGGGUGACCUUUUCUGGUACCUUGAGCAAACAUUGCUUCCCCAUUUGAGAGGUGCAGAGCCACAGCCGCCAGUGCCACGAGUGCACCUCAGAGAAAAUGAUCCAGUUCUGCCUUUAGGCUCACCCACCGCUCCCAUCCCCAAAGCUCAGAAGUUCCCACACAUUUAACUGCAGCAACUCACAAAGGAAAAAAGUGAUUCGUUUGUACUUCAUGUAACAGGAGGGGGUGAGACAUGGGUAAGACAAACAUACUGUAGAUUUUAAAUCGUUAAAGUCAAGUUCCACAGAAAAGCUUCUAAACUAGUGAAAGAGCUCAGCCAUCAAACUGGUACAUCACUGGGUUCAGCAUAGGUUAACAGGAAGUUUCUUAACCAGAACAUCUUUGUGGCCACUCAGCAAAACUCCCAUGGCCAUCCUUCCCAAAUAACACACUAAGAUUAGGCACAGUCUUUAUUCUUGCCGAGUGUAUUCCCCUCUUCUCCUGGCGGUGGGGGGCAUCAGACAGGCAAAGACACUUACAUCAACUUCCAAAUCACCGCUGUUUCUACGACUCAGCUGUCAACACGAUGAAAUCGUAAUUCAUUGAUUCUGACCGUGGCCAAGCCAUUAAACCUUUAUAGAACCGGAAAUGUCCUGACCACUCAGUAAUGGCCAAUUAAAGUAUGAGUCUCUUGUGUUUUGUCCCCCUACCUGAUAUGUAAUCCAGCUCUAGAACACACAUUUUCUUGACAAAAAAUAGUGAUGGUGAAUUUAUACCACUGAAUGUUCCCGGGUUAAAGUCCGCAUUGCCAUUCUCACGGGUCACUGGUAGGUAAGCCACUUCUAUUUCACCACCAGAGCGGGAAGCUUCACGUGGCGAGGACUGCACCAUACACACUACCCACUGAGGACCCCCAUGCUUGAAGAGUUUAACUUCAAAAGUAACUUGUUUUAGCCAGGCUGGAGUAGCUCAAUCGGUUGAGCGUUGCCAGUUUGAUUUUCAGUCAGGGCACAUACCUGGGUUGUGGGUCGGAUCCCAGUUGGGGCAUGUACAGG